AUGCCGCGCUGUGUAUCACAAGAAGCGGCGGACGACGAGAUCUCAUGUAUCUGCGAUGGUGAGGUAUUUGAUGACAUGAUUUGCUGCGAUCAAAAAGGAUGCGACACUCAAUGGUAUCAUUAUUCCUGCGUCGAUAUCGAAACAGCGCCGAUUGGAGAGUGGAUUUGCCCACCGUGCCAUAGGAAGUGGAGGAACUGGCAAUAUCAGAAUGAAUCUGAGCGACAUCAGUACGAGGAGAAAGUCAGGAAGCAAUUUGAGGCCGAAGUGCUGGAGAGUCGAACGAGGGGCAAACGACCUCAAAGCAAUGACAAGCCAUUUGUAGACGCGACAACAGGUAGUCAAGGGAAGAAACAGAGAUUGACUCCGAAGGAAGGAGAGCCAAGAUCGUCUACAGAGACAAUGGAAUCAGAGAGCGCAGUCAAAAAGGCGACGACUGAUCGUCAAAGCGGUUCCAAAGAGAGGUCGUCGCCGACAUCGAAGCACCCACGAAAUCCAUCAACGCUAAACGCUUCAGCGAGGCGGAAAGACAAGCAGCUCAGCCCAACAACUCCAGCAUCCCGACAACGUGAUACCACGGAAGUCAUAUCUAUUGCAGCUGGCGCUGAAGGUGAAGAGACCGUCGCACCCGACGACAUGAGACCGACUUAUCAGAACAAGUCCGGACUGAUCUCUCCAGAGAGCCUGACAUCUAAAAGCCCAAGCCCAGACAAAAAUCAUAGCGCUAAGGCUCAAUUCUUUCCCUCUCGAUCAAGAAGCCCACCAAUUCAAUUCGUCGGAUCAACUCCCCGCAUCCGUAAACAGUCAAUGAGCUUUCGGUUGUGGGCCAUCAAGCAAUCCAAAUUACCCUUGUUGGAAGAAACAGAGAACCAACGUUUCACUCAACGUGUGGACAAGGUAAAAUCCAAACGCAGGAGAAAGCGGAGGGCGAGGUGA
Bacidia gigantensis is the source of this 933-nucleotide messenger RNA. RefSeq lists its product as uncharacterized. The transcript has a single exon. Lineage: Eukaryota; Fungi; Ascomycota; Lecanoromycetes; Lecanorales; Ramalinaceae. The record is from RefSeq and is a predicted model, not a curated record. Bases 1 to 933 code for a protein of 310 amino acids.